GCUGAGCCUCUGAUCAGACGCACCAAUUGGAAGGAGCUGCGUUCCGCUCUCAGGCUGUCACAGUUACUUUCGGUUUGCGUGACUGGUGGAAAAAAAAAAAGAAAAAAAGAGACAAAGAGCCGAGAGAAGUCAGUGACAGCAAUUAGAUCCCAUCAGCAGAACUGACAGCAGGUGUGAAUUCAUGUCUGUAUUUUCACCUCAGCUAUACUGCCCAGUGUUUGUGCCCAGCCGAGAUAUGACUGAGGUGAUGAUCAGCAGCACCCCCAUGGAGGACAUGAGGCUCAGCCCCAGCAAGGACAGACUCUCCUUCCAGAUAUUUCCAGACCCCUCAGACUUUGACCGCUGCUGUAAGCUGAAAGAUCGCCUACCAUCCAUCGUGGUCGAGCCGACAGAAGGAGAAGUCGAGAGCGGGGAGCUUCGCUGGCCACCGGAGGAGUUCCUGGUCAGUGAGGAGGAGGAGGAGGAGGAAGAAGAGGAGGAGGAACAGAAUAACGGCAUUAUCCAAAAUGGACAGCCAACACAGAAUUCCCAGCACUAGAGGCUGUGUUGUACCACCCAUACACUUGUUCUGUCUUUUUCCUCUCUGGACUUUCCCUUUCAUACACUGGUUACGCUUCACCUCAGCACUCCAGCGGACUCCACUGAAAGACGCGUUCGGUGUCCCGUGAUGCCACCUCUUUGUCCGUGACACCAAAAAAUCACUCCCGCAAGAGAAGAAGCAAUACACGCGCACACUUUCCCACACUAUAAUUUAUCCUCUUGGAGCCCAUCUAAACUGACGCGAGAAUAUUGGACACCUCUAACCCACGUCUACCACCGCGUUGUGUCUCGGCCCGAACCGGACGUCUCAUUAGACGAGGGCAGCUCAGUACUCCAUGGACAGCUCUAGCUCUGCAGGGGCCCACUGCUGCUCUGUACUUUUCUCCAAAAUGGCUGGCGUCAUGACCCCAGAGACUUCGCAUUUGCAUACGGAACUAUUGUGGUACUCCCCACCCCCCGGAAAUUAUUAUUGUACAGUUGCCCUGUCCAUGUUUGUGUUCAGUUUCUGGAUUGCUAUGUUAAUUGUUGUGAUCACCACCGACGUCUGUGGAUUUGUUUGUUUCCGAGAAGUGAACGUUUCGUGACUUGUUUCUGGUUUCUUUUGGGAAGUGGGUGUUUUGCGGGGGAAAAAAAAAGUUAACUCUCCAAUCACAGGAUUUAUCUAAAUUAUUAAUUAUUCUUUUUUUUUUGUUGUUGAGGUUAUGUUAGGCAUUCAUGUUAUUUUAGUGGAGUGGGAAGAAAAUGGAAGAGGGAAGCGGAGUUAUGCUACGAUGCUCUCGUCACGGCGGCCUCCUUUAGGCACGAGACGCAUGACAAGGCAAAAUGGCGCGACUCUGACAACGAAAUUCGACACAAACGGUUUGGUGUUCAAAGGGGAAAGCUGAGUAAGAAUGGAAAUUUGUACUUUUUUUUUUUUUUUUUUUUAAGCAAUGUACAGGUCCAAUGAAGGAUGUGUAAAUACUUGUUCCCACAGUGAGCCAACCCCUGAGGCCUUGUAGAGCGCUAAUCUUAUUUGUACUAUGGGUUUGGCUAUAACAAGGCAAAGAUUGAGAGUCAUUCUAAACCGAAGGGUAAAUGUCUUGGUCUUCCUGCUCUUACUUUUUUUUAAAAAAGACAUACCUUUUGACACAGUGAAUUUGCUGAUAAUUCAGACAAGGAUGUACGCAAUGAAAAAAGCCGUACUCUUUAUUCACAUUUAAAAAAAAAAAUUAAAAAAAAUGACUUCUGAUGUUUGCCAAAUGCUGUUGUAUUUGUUCUCUGGUAGUGAUGUCUGUCAUCUGCUUGUAUGUAAUAUCAAAAGUGGUUGUUCUCUCUUUUCUUUUUUUCCUUCCUCAAUCAUCACAACCUACUGUUUGUGUAACAAGGCUGUGGAAAAGAUUUGACUUUUUCAUGUACAGUCUACUGUUACUGUUAUAGAAGCAUGAGUGAGAUAUGUCCUUUUUUUUUUGGUUGGUUUUGUAAUUUCUCAUUUUGAGUGGCAUUAGGGCUGUGUACAGAGCAUCUCCUCUCUUUCUCCUGUCUGUCAUCUACAGGUCCCACGUUGUUUUUGUAAAGCUCAGGGAGAUUAGCCACCAUGUUUCUUUGAUUUUUAUUUUAUUUUUUUCCCUUUUCUUUUGUAUUUAGACCACUUUUCUCAGUGAAGGCUGUAAAUAAACAUUUGAAUUUGCUAUCCAA
Mugil cephalus (flathead mullet) is the source of this 2214-nucleotide messenger RNA. RefSeq names its product LBH regulator of WNT signaling pathway (gene lbh). Gene Ontology annotation, biological process: positive regulation of DNA-templated transcription. Gene Ontology annotation, cellular component: nucleus. Bases 182 to 538 code for a protein of 118 amino acids. NCBI's taxonomy places the organism in Eukaryota, Metazoa, Chordata, Actinopteri, Mugiliformes, Mugilidae. The transcript is spliced from 3 exons. The record is from RefSeq and is a predicted model, not a curated record.